Messenger RNA from Medicago truncatula (barrel medic), 657 nucleotides. RefSeq names its product protein MHF2 homolog. The record is from RefSeq and is a predicted model, not a curated record. Gene Ontology annotation, cellular component: FANCM-MHF complex. The coding region runs from base 233 to 502 and encodes 89 amino acids. The transcript is spliced from 6 exons. Gene Ontology annotation, biological process: replication fork processing; resolution of meiotic recombination intermediates; kinetochore assembly. NCBI's taxonomy places the organism in Eukaryota, Viridiplantae, Streptophyta, Magnoliopsida, Fabales, Fabaceae.
AAUUUGGCGUUGAUUUCCUAUAUCAUAGUAAAAGUGCAUUUUUUUUCCUUCGUUUUUUGUGGGAGGAGUCAAGGGAAGUGAGUUUAUUGUUUUUGUUAUUUUCCCUCCAAGCGAGUAUCAUUUGUUGUGUGUGAACUGUGCUCAGCAUCGCGUGGGUGAUUAACGAACGGCGUUUUCCUUUGCUGCAAUCACAAAUGGAAGAACCUACCUUCGAGAUCUAAUCCAUUCCAUCAUGAAGCGUAUUUGGACAUUGCGAACCUUAGAGCGUGAAAAUGUUGCAACCAAUGAUGCUUUGGAUUCCGAGGUAGCAGCUGGCUCGUCCAAGAAGAAUCGGACAACUUCUGCUAAUGCCAGUGCCUUGAAGCUUACCUGUGAACUUCUCCGGGUUUUUGUUACAGAGGCUGUUCAGCGUGCUAUUGCUAUUGCAGAGACUGAGGGUGAUAGUCAAAUAGAAGCCACUCAUUUGGAGAGUAUUCUUCCUCAGUUGCUUCUAGAUUUCUAAAGCAUUUGAUGAUUUGAAAUACCCAUCUGUAACUAUUACUCUCCCUAUCAUGGAUCUAGUGAAAAAUUGAUCAAGAUUUUUGGUGAAAGGUUGUAUCAGAUACAGCUAAUUAUCUUAAUGGAAAUUUAAAGGGAAUGUUUCUCUUGCUUCUUUAU